UGCCUUUUGUAACAUUAAUACUCCUUUAUUUGAGCUAGCUGAAUUCUGUUGUUUUACUCAAAUAUUCUCUACAACAGCUUUUAAAUAGUCUUUUUUUUCUGUCUUGCCUCUCUCUAAACCAAUGAUUACCAACCUCAGCUAUAUUGGAAUCACCUUAGAAGAUUAAAAUCAACAGUAGUUCUGGGUUCUAUCCCCAGAUAUUCUGAUUUAAGUAAUUUAGAGGUGGGCUGUAGUUGAUUGGUUAAAAUCUCUACAGGUGAUUCUAGUGCUCAGCAAACACCACAAAACCAGUGUUUCCAGAAACUUUCUGAUAGUAAUUGCCUGGGAUACUACUUGUAAAUAGAUAUUCUUGGACUUCUCCUCUAGAUCUGGAACGGAACCCAGUGAUAUACAUAUUUACUAUAAUGUACAAGUAAUUCUUAUAAUUAGGAAAGUUUAGAAAACACUUCUGUAAUCUGCCCUUCACCUUGCUGCUAAAAUAAUCUUUGUAAAACAUAUAAUUUUCUAGCCAAAGAACUUUAAAUAACUUGUUAUUGCAUCUUAGAUGAAGCAUAAAUUCUUGGGCAGAACAUACAAGAUCACUCACAGCCCGUUAGGUUUGUUCAUGUUUUUUGUGUCUUUUUGCCUGAAAUCCCCUGCCUUUGCUUUCUUACCUAGAAAACUGACACAUACUUAAAGGCUAAGUUCAAGGGUUACCUAUUCUAUGUGACUGUCCUGCCUCCCAUUAAGGAGAAUUUUUCUUCUUUUUCUGACAUUCCAUAGCACUUGGUACUAACAUCUAUUAUAUGUUAGUGGGGACAUGUUUUCAGUUUCUGAAAAAACACUGUUUUCUUUUCCUUGUACUCCUCAGUGCCUCGUAUAAUGCCUAGCACAAAAGAAGUGCUCAAUGAAAGUUAGUUGAAUAAAUGAGUGUGUUAGUAAAGAUUUAUUCUACCCUAUGUCAGCACUUCAGUUUAUUCCUUGAGUAAUGGACUGAAUUUUGAAAAGUUGGCUAGCAUUAGUUGCUAUACUGUUUUUGCUAAUUAAUUUUAAUCUUUUUUUUUUUUGCACUGGCCUGUCAUUGGUGAGUUUUAAUAGGCCUCUUUAAGUCAUGAUCUUUCUAUUUUUUAAUAGAAAAUAUAUGCAGUCUGCAUUCCAUGUUUAUCAGGUAUCUUCGUUAGAAUAGCAUGGAGCCUGAAAGUUGCCAUACACCAGUGUUUGGGUUAAAGCUCAUACAUUAUCUGAUCUAAGGUAAGAUGUCUUUCUCACUCUCUGUCCCUGCCAACAUUUUUGCACAUUCAAGGAAAGUGACUCCAUGGCCAAAAUAACAAAAGCCAGGGGUGAAGUAGGGGAAACAAAACAAAACAGAACUCUGAUUAAACGCAAAAGGAAAACAGCCAAUGCUAGAGGGAAAAAAGAAAAGGUGAAAGAGCAGCAGAUUUGGUUAUUAGAAGCUAUAAAGUGAAAUCCUUUAUAUUUUUUUCCUAUAACAUUUUAGGUCUUUCUAAAUUUGCCUAAGGCAACUUAACUUUUCGAGGGAAGAUUUUUUUUUUUAUUGUCCAGUGUUUUGGUGCCAAUUUUUGUAGCACAAACUGAAGCUAAAUUUGCAGCCAGUUAGCAUAUAAUUUAUUUUAAAAGCUUAAAUAGGAUCUUUUCCAUGCAAGGUAAAGCUUUUAAAGUACAAAGCCAGCAAGAGCAGUGAAUAGUUCUUACUCAUUUUAGGUGUUGAUGGAGUGGAUUGGGUAUAUUUCAGCUGGCCUCCUCAAUCCAAGCAGCAAAUGCAACACUCUCUGACAUCGUUCUGGAAUGAGGGAGAGGCUCUUUGUGUAAGAGUUCGAAAUGUUGUCUUUUGUGGCAAGGAUAAUGUGAUUUUAUGUCAGCUCUCCCCGUUUUCCUCUUUUGCCGAGGCACCAGCAUCAUCAUGCCCUUGAAUUGAGAAUCCAUGGAUACAGCACCAAUUGCCAAAUAAGAGUCUUCUUCUGAUGCUUGUUGGUCCUCAUUCUAAUUAUCACUUAGCUUUACAAAGUACUUUUUAUCUGAGUGUUCCAAAUAAAUGACUGAUUCUUUGACCCUUGAAAGAAAAUGGUAUUAUCUCAUUUUUCUUUACAGUGUUCAUAACAGCAGAUUACAUAUCUUUUCUAUUCAGUGGUAGAGAUAGAAAAGAUGGCCUCCCCUGGAUAUUAAAAACUUCACAGUGGGGAGAAGGUGGUGUCAGAUUUACUCUUUAGGGCUUGGUCCAUAGACUAUAAAUGUAUCUUCAGUGCUAUAUUAGGUUAGCACAAGGUUUUCCAGUUGUUUCUGUCUCUGGGGUACUAUGUGGUCUUAGCUACCUGGACACCCUUCUCUACUAGGCUUGCUUGAUUGGGUUUCAAGAAGAGGAUACUUGCUACAUUUAUUACAUUUAUUUCUAUUUAAGACAGAGCCACUGAAACAGAGAAGGGAAAAAUUAUUUGUCUCAGAGCAAAAAGUUACUCAUUAUUGAAUCUAGUUCCACAAUAGCAAACUAUUGAUUUCUACCUGUGCUAUGUGCUUUGGUGUUUCUGUCACAUAUUUUUUUUUCCUUUUACAUUAUUUUUAUUGUCUUUUAUAAUAAUAUUUAACUUUAGGAUAAGUUUAAAUAGAUGCCAAAUAAAAGACCCAUCCGAAAAAGCGUGUAAGUAGUAAAACCACUGAUUCUUUGACCCUUGAAAGAAAAAGAAACAGUUAUGCUUACAAGUUUAAAAGAAUUGAGUUGGAUGAUUCUGAAAGGAUGUAGCCUUGUUAUUAACGCUGAAAAGUUUAAUUACAUUUCAUUAUACUAUAGUAGCUUCUCUUAAUUGCUAAAAGGGGACUAUGAAAGCAGAAACAAAAAUGCUUAAUCUCUAGGAGCUAGAUUUUCCUCGCUGCUUUGUAAUGUAAAUGUGCCUGUGUGUAUAUUAAAAUUCACACACUCCAUCCAUCUCACUGGCUUUUAAUGGAGGGGUCACCUGACUUCACCUAGAGCCGCCCCCCUCCCUUUCCCAGAGGAAACCCAAAAGUGAGAGACAGGCGCAUAGAUAACACAGGUUCUCGUGCUGAGAGAUGUAAAUGCCCCUGACUGACCGGGAAGGGAGCGAGGUUGCUGGUGGGGGUUGGGGAAAGGGAAACGGAGGGAGAGAGCCGAAGCGAGAGAGGGGAGAAAGAGAGAGAGGGAGAGGGAGAGAGGGAGAGGCAGAGGGAGACAGAGAGAGAGAGAGAGAAGUGCUGCAUGCUUCAUCUUCGAGAGGAGGGAAAACAAAAGAGCUCAGCGGCAGUUUUGUGUUGCUGUGUCUGGCUUAAAGAGGAAAAUUCUAGACAUCCAUGUUGAACAAUCAAAGCUCAGCUGAGACUACUUCUAUCAAGAAAAUUAUUUUUAUCUGCGAAUGGGUUGGAUCAGUACAGGUGGUUUGAGAAGACACUGACUGAGGACCAUGGAAAGGUGGGAGAGGACGUGCGGCUUCUCUGCUUCCUCUGAACAGAGCUCUAGGCACCACAAGGCCACAUAAGGAGGGUGAGGUCCCUGGAGUGGAUUAUAUUUUCAUCACUGUUGAAGAUUUUAUGGAAUUGGAGAAAAGUGGUGCUCUCCUAGAAAGUGGGACUUAUGAAGACAAUUACUACGGUACCCCAAAGCCGCCAGCAGAACCAGCACCAUUGUUAUUAAAUGUAACAGACCAGAUACUUCCAGGAGCCACUCCAAGUGCUGAAGGAAAACGGAAGAGGAAUAAAUCAGUGAGCAACAUGGAGAAAGCCAGUAUAGAGCCUCCUGAGGAGGAAGAGGAAGAGAGGCCUGUGGUCAAUGGAAAUGGAGAAGCAGUAACACCAGAAUCCAGUGAACAUGAAGAUAAGAGUGCAGGUGCCUCAGGGGAGAUGCCCUCCCAGCCUUAUCCUGCCCCAGUGUACAGUCAGCCUGAGGAGCUGAAGGAGCAGAUGGAUGACACAAAGCCAACUAAACCUGAGGACAGUGAGGAACCAGACCCAUUGCCUGAUAACUGGGAAAUGGCCUAUACAGAGAAGGGUGAAGUCUACUUCAUUGACCAUAACACAAAGACAACAUCAUGGCUGGAUCCACGACUUGCGAAAAAGGCUAAACCUCCAGAAGAGUGCAAAGAAAAUGAGCUUCCAUAUGGCUGGGAAAAAAUCGAUGAUCCCAUUUAUGGCACUUAUUAUGUUGACCACAUAAAUAGAAGAACACAGUUUGAAAAUCCUGUCCUGGAAGCAAAAAGGAAGCUACAGCAACAUAACAUGCCCCACACAGAACUUGGAACAAAGCCUCUGCAGGCCCCAGGUUUCCGAGUAGACAGCUCCUCAUCGACAUUACCUAGGCCCAAAUCCAUCUGCCCCCGCGCUGCCCCGGAGAGGUCGCGCAGUGUGGAUGACUUGUCUUACUAUCAGCGUGACCCAGCAGGGAGGCCCUGGCUGUUCGAAAAACCACUCUUCACCCGGGAUGCAUCCCAGUUGAAGGGAACAUUCCUCAGCACCACCCUAAAAAAGAGCAACAUGGGUUUUGGAUUUACCAUAAUUGGUGGAGACGAGCCUGACGAGUUUCUGCAGGUGAAAAGUGUGAUUCCGGAUGGGCCUGCAGCACAGGAUGGAAAAAUGGAAACAGGUGAUGUCAUUGUCUAUAUUAAUGAAGUUUGUGUCCUUGGACACACUCACGCAGAUGUCGUCAAACUUUUCCAGUCUGUUCCUAUUGGUCAGAGUGUCAGCCUGGUGUUGUGUCGUGGCUACCCUUUGCCCUUCGAUCCUGAAGACCCUGCUAACAGCUUGGUGCCACCCCUUGCAAUAAUGGAGAGGCCGCCUCCAGUGAUGGUCAAUGGAAGACAUAACUAUGAAACAUAUUUGGAAUACAUUUCUCGGACCUCACAGUCGGUUCCUGAUAUAACAGAUCGGCCGUCUCAUUCUUUGCUCUCCAUGCCAGCUGAUGGUCAGCUAGAUGGCACGUAUCCACCGCCCGUCCAUGAUGACAAUGUGUCUAUGGCUUCAUCUGGGGCCACCCAAGCUGAACUUAUGACCUUAACCAUUGUGAAAGGUGCCCAGGGCUUCGGCUUCACUAUUGCUGACAGUCCUACAGGACAGCGGGUGAAACAAAUACUUGACAUUCAGGGAUGCCCUGGCCUGUGUGAAGGCGACCUCAUUGUUGAGAUCAACCAGCUGAAUGUACAGAACCUGAGCCAUACAGAAGUAGUGGAUAUACUUAAGGACUGUCCCAUUGGAAGUGAAACUUCUUUGAUUAUCCAUCGAGGAGGUUUCUUUUCUCCAUGGAAAACUCCAAAGCCUAUAAUGGACCGAUGGGAGAAUCAAGGCAGUCCUCAAACGAGUUUAUCUGCUCCAGCCAUACCACAGAACCUGCCCUUCCCACCUGCCCUUCACAGGAGCUCCUUUCCUGACUCAACAGAGGCCUUUGACCCACGGAAGCCUGAUCCAUAUGAGCUCUACGAGAAAUCUAGGGCCAUUUAUGAAAGUAGGCAACAAGUGCCACCCAGGACCAGUGUUCGAAUGGAUUCCUCUGGUCCAGAUUAUAAAGAAUUGGAUGUUCACCUUCGGAGGAUGGAGUCUGGAUUUGGCUUCAGAAUCCUCGGGGGAGAUGAGCCUGGACAGCCUAUUUUGAUUGGAGCCGUCAUUGCCAUGGGCUCAGCAGACAGAGACGGCCGCCUUCACCCAGGAGAUGAGCUUGUGUACGUUGAUGGGAUUCCAGUGGCUGGCAAAACCCACCGCUAUGUCAUCGACCUCAUGCACCAUGCAGCCCGCAAUGGGCAGGUCAAUCUCACUGUGAGAAGAAAGGUGCUAUGUGGAGGGGAGCCCUGCCCAGAAAACGGGAGAAGUCCAGGCUCUGUAUCCACCCACCACAGCUCUCCACGCAGUGACUACGCAACCUACACCAACAGCAACCAUGCUGCCCCCAGUAGCAAUGCCUCUCCUCCCGAAGGCUUCGCCUCCCACAGCCUGCAGACCAGUGAUGUGGUCAUUCACCGCAAAGAGAACGAGGGCUUUGGCUUUGUCAUCAUCAGCUCCCUGAACAGGCCUGAGUCUGGAUCUACUAUAACUGUGCCCCAUAAAAUCGGACGCAUCAUUGAUGGGAGUCCUGCAGAUCGCUGUGCAAAACUAAAAGUGGGAGACCGGAUCCUAGCAGUGAAUGGCCAGUCUAUCAUCAACAUGCCUCACGCUGACAUCGUGAAGCUCAUCAAGGAUGCAGGUCUUAGUGUCACCCUUCGCAUCAUUCCUCAGGAGGAGCUCAACAGCCCCACCUCGGCACCCAGCUCAGAGAAGCAGAGUCCCAUGGCGCAGCAGAGUCCCCUGGCACAGCAGAGUCCCCUGGCACAGCCAAGCCCAGCCACUCCCAACAGCCCCGUCGCCCAGCCAGCACCACCUCAACCACUUCAGCUGCAAGGCCAUGAAAAUAGUUACAGGUCAGAAGUGAAAGCAAGGCAAGAUGUGAAACCAGACAUUCGACAGCCUCCAUUCACAGACUACAGGCAGCCCCCGCUGGACUACAGGCAACCCCCAGGAGGCGAUUACCAGCAGCCCCCGCCCUUGGACUACAGGCAGCCUCCCCUGCUGGACUACAGGCAGCACUCCCCUGACACCAGGCAGUACCCUCUGUCGGACUACAGGCAGCCCCAGGAUUUUGAUUAUUUCACUGUGGACAUGGAGAAAGGAGCCAAAGGAUUUGGAUUCAGCAUUCGUGGAGGAAGGGAAUACAAAAUGGAUUUGUAUGUGCUGAGAUUGGCAGAAGAUGGACCAGCAAUAAGGAAUGGGAGAAUGAGGGUAGGAGAUCAAAUCAUUGAAAUCAACGGGGAAAGCACAAGGGACAUGACGCACGCCAGAGCCAUAGAACUCAUCAAAUCCGGAGGAAGAAGAGUGAGGCUGCUGCUCAAGAGAGGCACAGGACAGGUCCCAGAAUAUGGAAUGGUUCCUUCCAGUCUCUCCAUGUGCAUGAAAAGUGACAAGCAUGGGUCCCCAUAUUUCUACUUAUUGGGCCACCCUAAAGACACGGAAAGAUCCAAACUGGCUAGAACUGACAAUAGGAAGGACGAACCCGCCCCCUGGAGUUCUCCCGCUGCCGCCGCCCCAGGUCUGCCGGAAGUAGGCGUCUCCCUGGACGACGGCCUCGCUCCAUUCUCUCCAUCACAUCCAGCCCCACCCUCCGACCCUUCCCACCAGAUAAGCCCAGGCCCAACUUGGGAUAUCAAACGGGAACACGACGUUAGGAAACCAAAGGAGCUUUCAGCCUGCGGCCAGAAGAAGCAGCGCCUCGGGGAGCAGAGGGAGCGCUCGGCGAGUCCGCAGAGGGCCGCCCGGCCGAGGCUCGAGGAGGCGCCCGGCGGCCAGGGGCGGCCUGAGGCCGGCAGGCCCGCCUCGGAGGCCAGGGCGCCCGGGCCCGCGGCGGCGGACGCGGCGCGGGCGGGCGGGAAGGAGGCGCCCCGCGCGGCGGCGGGCUCCGAGCUCUGCAGGCGCGAAGGCUCCGGGGCUGCGCCCGCGUUCGCCGGCACGAGCGGCGGCGGCGCGCGGGAGGCCGAGGGCAGGGCAGGUGCGCGCGCGGGCCCCCGGCCUGGCCCGCGACCCCCGGGGGGCGCCCCCGCGCGCAAGGCCGCCGUCGCGCCGGGGCCCUGGAAGGUGCCGGGCUCCGACAAGCUGCCGGGCGUCCUCAAACCCGGCGCCUCGGCCGCCAGAUGAACCGCGCGGCCACGGCCCGCCCCCCAGCCCGCCUCGACGCAGGCCGUUCUUCUUAGGUUCUGUCUCACGGCGUUUUAAUUUAUUUUCACUGUCACACGCAUAGAUCCACGAGGCACCAGGCCUGGGAGCAUCGACGUGAAGUCCCACGUGUCCAGUGUGCAUGGGCGGCAGCGCGUCCACGCACAGACCUAAACUGAUCCUAAAGCCCCCGGUUCCAUUGUGGGGGCUUUGGCAGCUAUGGAAGAACCAAAAUAACGUGAAGAACAUCACAGAGAGACAGUGCAGUGUAGCUUUAGUUUAAGAAAAAUAUUCCUCCCCACUGCAUGAAGGAUUUGGAUGUCAUCCAAACUUUAUAUCAAGAAACCGGACAAGUUAAGAGCAAUCACAAACUGGAAUAUCGCCUUAAAAAUCAAACUGCACGGAGCAAGCUGAAACUGAGACAAGAUUAUAUCUUUUAAUUGAUCUAAAGCGUUGUAAAUAAAUUGUUCUCGACAUAUCUAGACAGGGGUUAAAGGGUUUCUUUGACACAUUCGGAACUGUUCACCCAUGACAUGUUUCCAUGGCUCACCCUUGGCAUCCAUCCUUGGUGUUAGCAGCAGCGUUCCCUGCCUUCUGCAGGAUGACUUAGAAAUCUAGUGAGUUUAUUGGUGUGAUGCCAUUUUUAUUGCCAUUUCUGUGAUCAAAUCUUAUUUCUGUACAUUUUCAGUGGUAGGAAAAAAAGGUUUUAAAAAUUGUAUCCUAGGGAACGGUUUGCUGUAAGUCAGAAUUUUGCAGUUUAGCUCAUAGGUCUUAAUUGGUUUUUCUCUAAACUAUAAAUUUUAUAAUUGAAGGACCACAAUUUGUUUAAUCAAGAUUGGCAACGCUGCAGUUCCUUUAUGAAGAGGCUUUUCUGUCGUCCCAGGCUAGCAGAGAUGGAUAGCUUCUUUGUCAGCAAUGUGAUAUUUCACUUAUUUUUUUGUCUUAUUUUAAACCCUCUCUCCAUGACUUCAUUUGCACUUUGACAGAGGGAGGCAGAGUAUUUGUCUUAUAUUUCUCAGAUUAUAAUGAAUCUCUAAUAUUAAAAAAUUAUAACCAAUUUAUUUUCAUUAAAGAACGUGAGUCCGUUUAGCAUUCCUUUCUGCUUAUCUUUCUUCCUUUUGUUUCCAUUGGUUUGCUUUUGUCUUGUAUUCUUUGUCAGUUUUUUAUUUUGUUAGCAACCUCUAGAUGUUUAUCUCCAUGAAUCUGUGAUUGGCCUCCUAGUAAAAUUCUAAGGCUUGCCUUUCUUCCCCGCUAUUUUAGCAUUUCUUUGUUAAAUAUCAGCUUCAAUUAAUUAUCCAUUGGUACUUACUGUAGCUACACAUACUAAAAGGCAAAGUGUUUCUGAAGGCAAUUUUUUUUAAUAUGACGUAAAUGAAUGAGGCUUCAUCCUUCCCAUAUUCUUACUCUUUACAGGCGUUCAAAUGCAAAUAAGCUUCACCUCCCUACACUGUAGUCUAAUUAAAAGAGGCGAUAAGGUCUGUCUCAAAGGUCACACAUAAUAGCCUUCCUGGACUGACUGUUCCCCCUCCUUGUAAUUGCAGUAUCCUGAGUAGCAGUUUAAUCAUCAGACAUCGGAGUAGUUUAGUUGUUUGACACGAGGAGAAUAAGGUUGAAAGCCUCAAGUGAAGGGUCUUGCAGCUUGUAAAAGCAGUGUCCGAAAAUGAAACCCAUCCAUCAUAAACAAAAGCACAAACACUUGUAGCAGUUUAUAACGCUUUUGGUUUAAUCUCAAUUAGUCUUUCUCCCCUGGACUAGAAAUCCAGUAUAGUUUGCCAUUAAUUUAUUGAAUCUGGUUUUGGACAAUGCUUCUGUAGUGUAGCUGCACGUCCUGGUACUGUAUCCUCUGACCUUUAUUUUCCAUGUGUUACAAAAGGAAAAAAAAAUUGAGAUUACACUGGCAUAAACUCUAAUUUGCACAGUUCACAGCUACUACUUGUGCAGUAAUUGCUUUAUGCGGCUGUAAUCCAUAACCUGUGAAGACAGCACAUCAUCUAAAUCCCAUUCCAAAUAAUAUUUCUGUGUAGUGUUAGCUGUGAAUUUACCCUGUACAGCUGUAUCUCUAUAAAUAUAAUUUCAUGUAUUAAUAGUCACAGAAAGACUGUAAGUGAGCAACUAUUUUUAUGAAACGCACCACUAUGGAUAAAUUAACUUUUACAGAAAUCUUGUUUACUGUAUGAUAUUCUAAAACACUGUCAAAUAAAAUAUAUAUCCAAAAA
Molecule: messenger RNA, 9884 nt
Organism: Sapajus apella (tufted capuchin)
Lineage: Eukaryota; Metazoa; Chordata; Mammalia; Primates; Cebidae
Gene: MAGI2
Product: membrane associated guanylate kinase, WW and PDZ domain containing 2
Exons: 24
Coding region: 3535-7650 (1371 amino acids)
Biological process (GO): signal transduction; receptor clustering
Cellular component (GO): dendrite; cytoplasm
Molecular function (GO): SMAD binding; beta-1 adrenergic receptor binding; signaling receptor complex adaptor activity
Source: RefSeq, a predicted model, not a curated record